This is a messenger RNA of Conger conger (European conger), 5191 nucleotides long. RefSeq names its product 5'-nucleotidase domain-containing protein 3-like. The transcript is spliced from 14 exons. Bases 111 to 1880 code for a protein of 589 amino acids. The record is from RefSeq and is a predicted model, not a curated record. Gene Ontology annotation, molecular function: 5'-nucleotidase activity. NCBI's taxonomy places the organism in Eukaryota, Metazoa, Chordata, Actinopteri, Anguilliformes, Congridae.
GGCAGGGACUAAAGCCGACAGAACUGUAUGUGGGCAGUGCUAUAUUGAGAACGGAGUACAGUACAUGUGUGUUAGACCAGGGGGUACGGCAAAAUCUCAACAGGGAAAUCAUGGCGUCCAUGUCCGUGAAAAUAUCGCGUUUACUUGGAUGUAAGGGACAUUUUCAGAAGCUGGUCAUUAGCAGCAACGCCGUGGACUCACACUGUAGAUCUUGGAAGUACUGCGACAGCACUCAGCAGUCUAGAAGAUCUAGUUCGUGGGUUUGGAGGUUUCCUGCGUCCAAUGUGUCAAACGGGAUGAAGCAGAACUUGGCGAACCAAAGCGGGACCCAGAGAACGGCAGCAAUGUGCACCAGUUCUGAUGGCGAUCGCGAUAUGACCGACUGGCUUUGGUCUGUUUAUACUGAAACCAAAAAACAGACUGAAGAUUUGAUCCCAGUAAUAUCGAGUAACUCUGUGAACCCUGACUCAGUCUUUGCCAACAACGAGAUAAGCCUCCAAGACAUUGAGAUCUACGGAUUUGAUUAUGACUACACCCUGGCUUUCUACUCGAAUCAUUUACACACCCUGAUCUUCAACGUUGCCAGAGACAUCCUCAUUCAGGAGCACAGGUACCCUGAGGGGCUAGGGGAAUAUGAAUAUAUCCCUGAUUUUGUCAUCCGGGGACUGCACUAUGAUGUUCAGAAGGCUUUAUUGAUGAAGAUUGAUGCAUUUCACUAUAUUCAGUUGGGAACAGUGUACAGGGGCCUUCACCCAGUGCCAGAUAAGGAAGUUAUGGCCUUGUAUGAGGGGUCCCAUGUGCCCCUGGAGAUCAUGAGUGACUUCUACGGCAAGAGCUCCCAUGGCCUCACCAUGAAGCAGUUCAUGGACAUCUUCUCCUUGCCGGAGAUGACCCUGCUGUCCUGCGUUAAUGACUACUUCAUGAAGCACAACAUUGACUACGAGCCUGUCCAUCUCUAUAAGGACGUUAAGGCAGCCAUAGGAGACGUGCACAGAAAGGGCAGCCUGUAUCGAGCUGUGGAGGCCGACAUCGAGAAGUACAUCUGUUAUGGUGAACAGACACACGCAGUGCUGAAAAAGCUGUCGGAGAACGGAAAGAAGAUGUUCCUCAUCACCAAUAGCCCCUUUGACUUUGUAGAUCGGGGAAUGAAAUUCAUGGUGGGUAAGGACUGGAGGGACCUUUUCGAUGUGGUCAUUGUGCACGCUGACAAGCCUGGGUUCUUCAAUGACAGGAGAAAGCCCUUCAGACGGCUGGCAGAUAACGGGGUGUUGCUGUGGGACAGGAUUCAUCAUCUGGAGAAAGGACAGAUCUACAAGCAGGGCAACCUGUAUGAGUUUCUGCGGCUGACCGGCUGGAGAGGGUCUAAAGUGCUGUACUUUGGAGAUCACAUCUACAGUGACCUGGCUGACCUGACGCUGAAGCACGGCUGGCGGACGGGGGCCAUCGUCCCGGAGCUGAGGAAGGAGAUUAAGAUCAUGAACACGGAGGAGUACGUGCACACCAUGACCUGGCUGCAGAGCCUGACCAGCCUGGUGGAGCACAUGCAGGUUCACAGAGAUCCGGCCUGUCAAGCAGUUGUCCAGGAAUGGAUCAAGGAGCGGGAGGAAAUUAGGUCACGGACAAGGACCAUCUUCCACUCCCAGUUUGGGAGUCUCUUCCGCUCCUACCACAACCCCACCUACUUCUCCCGCCGGCUCUCGCGGUUCGCCGACAUGUACAUGGCGUCGCUGAGCUGCCUGCUGCGCUACGACCUGCACCACACCUUCUUCCCACGCCGCACCCCCCUGCAGCACGAACUGCCCUUCUGGCCCGAGCAGACCAGCGCCGGCGCCAUGAACAUCCCGUUCCGAGCCGCCGCGUUGCCGGCCGAACCCGAGUAGGAGGGCGGGGCCGCGAGCAUCUCGGCUGAAGAGGGUCUGGGCUGAAGAGGGUCCGUGGGGUAUGCCGGAGCUCUGUACAUGCGUACGCUGAAUGUGCUCUUUGCGCAGUUGGGCAGGUUGCCUGGACUGUUCCUUUGUGUCUGGCCAAACAUUUAUUCAGGUGUGAUAUUUACCUGUAUAUUUAGGUGUUAAAGGGGAAACCGUAUAAAACACUUUUUAAUGUCCCUGUAUAUUAGUUUUGUUAAAAAAUAUAUCCGCACUUUACAUACUGCUGUCAUUUGAAGGCAAAGCAUUAAUCAUUUGCCAAAAACAAAACAAAUAUUGGGGCUUUAAUGUUGCUAUUUUGUAUAUCCUCAAAAGCGGCUUGGGGAAUAACGCACAGGUAUAUUCAGGAGUAGUUUAUUAGACUGGUGAAGUAUGAACAUGCUGGAACUACAUGGAUGUGCUCUGUCCAUGUGUUGGCCUUAUUUUCAGAGCUCACAGAAAGAAGAGCAGUAAUGUAUUUAAAGCAGUAAUAUGACUUCUGUGUUUAAAGGGUCUGGUGCAGUCAGGGUUUUAAAAAUGUGACUUAAUGCCUGAGGCUUGUGUCACGCUGUAUAGCCGCAGUAUAAAGUGGCUUCUCAGUCCUCUGUGUUACUGGUGCACAGUGCUGUUCUGUGUAGUAGUCCAUAGGCCUGUGUACUCCCACUGUGAGUGAGGAAAGAUGGGGUCCUUAAAAUGAGGUAUUAGGAAUUGGACUUGAAGGCAGGAGGAUCUGUGCAAAAUUGUUUCAGUGUUUUGCCUUAGGCUGGGCGCAGUGCAUGUUUAGCCAAAGCUUUGGCAAUACGCUGCUCUCUUUACAUCCGCUCUGAUAUGGCUCACUUCAUCCAUUUCUGCCUGAGGAACAAUUCUACACUUGUAUGCAUAGACAAAAAUGAAGAAUUACAAGGUAGUACUGUAUUGGGGAGAGGUUUGAUACUGCAUGGCUGUGGUGGUGUAGCGUAGAUUUACCUGAAUGUAUUUUUCUCUUACUCCAUACUCCCCUUCCUUCCUUGGUAAUGACUCCAUUUCACAUUAAGACCCGAUAAGAUGGCUGUAUUUUUCCUGAAGAACAUAUUUUUCGCUCCACUUUAGCACUUUGUUGUUGUGAUAUUUAUAUUAUAUAUUUGCAUAUUAUAUUUAUCGCCUCAUCAAAAUAAAUAUGGCACUUGAUGUAUAAUAGUUUUAUAGUUUUUGUUAUGAAGUAUUGUGGAUUUGGGCUAUGGAAUUUUACACGUUAUUUUUUAAGCCGCUGAUAUGGAUUUGAAAUGUAGUUUGUAUUUUUUAGGAAUGGAACCAAAAGAGAGAGGAGCAUACCUGGAAAUGCCUGUAUUAUUAAGAACAGUGUGACACGGUGCUGCUGAAAUUAUGCAUACUGGGUGAAAUCAUUGUGAGGUUUUUUCUUCAGGGCAUGAAAGGGAAAUACUGAUGUGCUGGAUUUACAGUAGGUCUAAGUCCUGAACUGUCGAUCAGAGUUAUGUUUGUGUGUGAAAUGCAGUGGAGAGGUUCACUCACUGUGCUGCUUAAAGUCUUUCGUUUUACCUUUUUGGUGUAUGCUACAAGUAUUUAUUAGAGAUGGCUGAUGCCCCUUGCUUGCAUCUUUUCCCGUGUUUGUUUACAGAGGUGCUUCAUGAUUCAUGAACAUGGGGGUAACCGUUUCUCAUUCUGUUUGUAAAAUGAGAUUUGCCCACUAGAUGGCAGCAUCAUAACUGCACAAAUAGAGAAGUUCAGAAAUAGAGAAGUUAUCACCUCUGGAUAUGGAUGGUCCAGGUCAUGAAUGUUUCAUUAUAUUAAAAUGGCUUCUUCUCGCUACCAUUUGUUUUUAUGCCAUGAAUUGAUUCAUAUUUUUUAUGCCAUGAAUUGAUUCAUUGAUUCAUAUUUUCCCACACCUCUUGCCACCAAAAAUGUUUUUCCUGUCGUCUGAAUCAGGAGAAAUUCAUGUACUUAAUGUAUUCAAAUUAAAUGUUACCUUUCAGAAACCUUGGCUUUGAGUUUAAUGUAAAUUCAAUGGCUGAAAUUGAUUUGUACAAAAUCAUUGUACAAUAAAUAACAUUUAAGUCCCUUCCCCUCUCCCUUGCACAACUGAUCCUCUUGACAGAAAAAGACAACUAUAGUUUGAAGAAAUGUAAACAAGGAAAGCACACGAAAGCAAUAACCGAAAAACAAAACUAUGAAAAACGAGAGCGCUCCGUUCACUUUGUGUAAGUGCUCUGCGUAUUCCAGUCCACUCGAGCGGGCUGAAGACUCUUGAGAGAUUAUGUAUAUACUCGGAAUGGUCAAAGAUCUCUCAAAAUAUGUUCACAAAUCUCGUGAAACUAAAGAAGAACUGUAGCGUUAUCUUAACAGAGGGUGCAGAAAGUACUGAGAACAUGACUGUUACUUAGGAAAUAAAAUCAAUCCCGAUUGUCUUAAACUGUCAAAAAGAAAGCUCCACUGCAGAUUAUUAAAUAUUUUCUGCAUCCAGGGAUCCUACUGGUUAAGGUGAGGUUGACUGACUGGGAAACAAAAAUGUCAGAUGAUAUACACUCAGAAAAAAAUAUACAAUGCUUAUCACUGGGGUGAUAUGCAUACAGUUGUACCCCUUGCUAUGGGAUUAAGAAUUAAUGUGCAUUAGUUUUUUGUUGGUAACUAAUAUGUACUAAUUUGUACCAAAAUAUAUAUAUUGUUUCAGACUACAUUUAGGAAAUUUGAUCCCGUACUUUAUUUCUGAAAGUAAAAUGGAUGACUUAUAGCUUACACAAAUUUUUACCAUCAACAUUGAGGAGUGAGAUUGUUUGCUCAUAUUCAUAAGUAAAAUGAUCUUUUUGGUUAAAUUGAGGCCAUUUGUAUAUUGCCAAGAGCAAGAGGGAAAGUUCACGUGUAAACAUUUUAAAUAAUUCCACACAGAACCCAUCUGGCCUGGGUGAUUUUCCCGACUCCAGACAUUUAAUGGCUUCCUGAACGUCCUCUACCACCAGUACUAGUAGGUUAUGCAGUCUAGACCUUUGAAAGUCAUCAAUUUGGAGAAUUCAAGUCUUCUUGUAAUGGAGUUGUAAGGUCAUUUUUGUGGAUACAAAAGUGCGAUAUUCAAAUCCACAAGUUGGUCGAACGAUAAUGAGGGCUCGGAAUGUAUGCAUACACAGCAUUUCUCGAGUUACUCAAUUCUUUUUUUCUUGAGUGGUUGUAGUGUUCUCAGUUAUGUCAUGAGAAUAGCAUGGGAAUUUUCUUUCAGGCUUCUGUUGGCAAGAAGCCUGUUUUUAUGGCAAAUACUACAAAGAAAGCCAAUGUGUAAAAAAUAAAAAAGUAAAACAAAA